Cryphonectria parasitica EP155 is the source of this 2109-nucleotide messenger RNA. RefSeq lists its product as uncharacterized. Gene Ontology annotation, biological process: carbohydrate metabolic process. Bases 1 to 2109 code for a protein of 702 amino acids. The transcript has 4 exons. The record is from RefSeq and is a predicted model, not a curated record. Lineage: Eukaryota; Fungi; Ascomycota; Sordariomycetes; Diaporthales; Cryphonectriaceae.
AUGCAUGCCCUCCUGUGCUUCUGUCUGCUCGUAAUAACGCCCGCUGCCCUCGCCAAGGCACCUAUAGACCGGCGCAAGAUCGUCGAGAGCCUCAAUGUCCACCGCAAUGCGAGCUCAGAUACAACGCCGCUCCAGGUGGGCAACGGGAACUUUGCCUUUGGUGCAGACGUCACGGGCUUGCAGACCUUCAACCCUUUCGCGACUAUGUCGACAUGGGGCUGGCACAACUUUAGCCUUCCGACAACUCCAAACCAAACAUCAGUAGAUGGGCUAGACUUCACUGGAUUGGACUGGUGGACGCAUGGCCGCCUCGUCAAUUAUGACCAGCCAAAUCCAGCGGAGAACGAUAUCUCGAAUUGGCUCAUCGAGAAUCCGCAGCGCUUGAACCUCGGCAAUAUUGGCCUCUAUUUCGGCCGAGUUCAGGUUGAUGAAAGCGACCUGACCAACAAGUCCCAGAUUCUCAACCUCUGGACCGGGUCUAUUGUGUCGACCUUCUCCUACAAUAAUACGCAGAUCAGAGUGGAAACACGAGCAGCGACGGACUCCAGCACGGUAGGGGUCAGUGUCGAGUCUGAACUCUUGUCCACGGGUGCUCUGGGGCUGUUCUUUGAUUUCCCUUAUUCCGAUAUAAACAAAUUUGACGCACCAUAUGUUGGCGUAUGGAAUGCGACAAGCAACCAUUCGACGUCGCUAGAAACGUCGGCAACCCAGCUCGUGAUAGAACACUCGCUUGAUAAUACGUCUUAUUUCUUUACAGCGGCAUGGGAGGGGGAAGGGCAGGUCACCGGCCCAGCAGCUGGGACACAUCGAUAUUUCCUCAUGGUCCCCGGCUCCACCAACCUGACUAUGACGGCGACCUUUUCACAGUCGAAGGUGUCCAGCGUCGUUGGCUUGAGUGACCUGGCAGAGGAGGCCGAGGCCUGGUGGGAGAAUUACUGGAUCUCGGGUGCCUUCAUUGACCUGACCUCGACCAACUCCACAAACGCUACCGAGCUGCAACGCCGCAUUAUCCUCUCCCAGUAUCUCCUAGCCGUGAACUCGGCCUCCCAUUUCUCGCCACAGGAGUCUGGUCUUGUGAAUAAUGGCUGGUAUGGAAAAUUUCACCUCGAAAUGGCCUUUUGGCAUCUGAUGCACUUCGCUCGCUGGGGUCACUUUGAUCUUCUUCAACGCAGCAUUCCGAGGAUGUAUCAACAGUUCCUCCCGUCGUCCUAUGACAGAGCUAGGCUUCAGGGGUACCAGGGCGCACGCCUAGGCAAGAUGACAGAUCCAACGGGUCGGAGCGCACCAGGAGAGAUCAAUUCACUUUUGAUAUGGCAGCAGCCGCAUCCCAUGUAUUUCGCCGAGAUAGAGUACCGCUCGUUCCCUAACGACACGACCCUGAACAAAUGGGACGAGAUCUUGACGGCGUGCGCAGACUUCAUGGCUUCUUAUGCUUGGUACAACGAGUCGACAGGUGUCUACGAUCUCGGUCCCCCAAUGUAUCCAGUCUCUGAGAACACGGAUCCAAAUAACACCGUGAACCCGACCUUUGAGCUGGCGUACUGGCGAUUCGGCCUUGACAUCGCCAUGAGAUGGAAAGAGCGCCAGAAUCUCUCUGUCCCCGAGAAUUGGAUUACCGUACGAGACAAGUUAUCGCCUUUGCCCGUGGUCAACGAUACUUUCCCUAUCUAUCAGGGCGUACCUGAUAUGUGGACCAGCAAUGAAACGACUUAUGAUCAUCCCGCAAUGGCAGGCGUUUACGGCUGGCUUCCCCCGCCGAGCAGUGGCCCACCGUUGAAUCUGACCAUCGUUCGGAACACUGCCGACAAGAUUUUGGAGUUGUGGGACCUGGAGGACUCGUAUGGCUGGGACUUCUCCCUGUUGGCUAUGAACUCACUUCGCCUGGGUGAUGUUGAUCAGGCUGUGGCAUAUGUAUUGGACCCUUACUUCGAGUUUGAUGACGCAGGCUACCCUGAGGGGGGCACACGAGUCCCGACUCCUUAUUUCCCUGAUGCUGCUUCUUUCUUGCUCUUCAUGGCGAUGAUGGCUGGAGGCUGGGAUGGGUCACCUGGACCACACUUCCCCGAGGCGUGGGAUGUGCGGGUUGAGGGUUUUGUACCUGGUUUAUAA